UUGUGACGAGAGGAGUCUCACGUUUUUCCCAUUGGCAGAGGGAAAGUUGGAUCAUCGCUCGCUCCCAUUGGUCUUCCGUAGUCUCCCAUGGCGAAACACGAGGAUCUCCCGAUCCCAGUUUUCUCGUCGCUGGAGCCGGUGUACGGCGACGGCUCUCAGCUCGAGGAAGCCCAGCUCCGGUUCGACCACCUCCGCGCCAAGUUCCUCGAAAUCUUCGGCCACCCCCCCGACGUCUUCGCCCGCUCUCCCGGUCGAGUCAACUUGAUCGGGGAGCACAUCGACUACGAGGGCUACUCCGUGCUGCCCAUGGCCAUACGGCAGGAUACCAUCGUGGCGAUUCGCAAGCACGAUUCCCGGGAGGCUCAGAAGUCGCUUCGGAUCGCCAAUGUCGAGGAGAAGUACACCAUGUGCACUUACCCUGCUGAUCCCGACCAGGAAGUUGACUUGAAGAAUCAUAGAUGGGGCCAUUAUUUCAUUUGCGGAUACAAAGGCUUCUACGAAUAUGCAAAAUCAAAAGGAAUUAAUAUUGGUGAACCUGUUGGACUCGAUGUUAUUGUCGAUGGAACAGUUCCUACAGGCUCUGGAUUAUCGAGCUCUGCUGCAUUUGUUUGUUCUUCUACGAUUGCUAUAAUGGCUGCAAUUGAAGCAAAUUUCCCUAAGAAAGAAAUUGCACAACUGACAUGUGAGUGUGAACGACAUAUUGGAACUCAAUCCGGUGGAAUGGAUCAGGCCAUAUCUGUCAUGGCAAAAUCUGGGUUUGCUGAGCUGAUUGAUUUUAAUCCUAUUCGGGCAACUGAUGUGCAACUUCCUGCUGGAGGGACUUUCGUAAUAGCUCACUCUCUGGCAGAAUCUCAAAAGGCUGUUACUGCUGCUACCAACUACAACAAUAGAGUCGUGGAGUGUCGAUUAGCUGCGAUUGUGCUUGCGAUAAAGCUAGGAAUGAAGCCACAAGAGGCUAUCACCAAAGUUAAAACUCUUUCUGAUGUUGAAGAGCUGUGUGUAUCAUUUGCCAGCAGUCACGGUUCUUCAGAUCCCGCAGUUGCCGUGAAGGAAUUUCUGAAAGAGGAGCCAUAUGGUGCAGAGGAUAUCGAGAAGAUCACUGAGGAAGAUCUUCCAUCAGUUUUGGGCCAUUCUCCAACUUCUUUGGAUGUGUUAAAAGCUGCCAAGCAUUUCAAAUUACACCAGAGAGCGUCUCAUGUCUAUUCCGAAGCGAAGCGGGUUUAUGCUUUCAAAGACACUGUUUCAUCUAAGUUGAGUGACGAAGACAUGCUUAAGAAGCUCGGCGACCUCAUGAAUGAGAGCCACUACAGCUGCAGCGUUUUGUAUGAGUGCAGCUGCCCUGAACUGGAGGAGCUCGUGAAAAUAUGCCGGGAAAAUGGGGCUCUUGGGGCAAGGCUCACCGGAGCAGGCUGGGGUGGCUGUGCAGUUGCUCUCGUGAAAGAGAACAUCGUUCCCCAAUUCAUUCUCAACUUGAAGGAGAGCUUCUACCAAUCGAGGAUCGACAAGGGACUGAUCAACAAGAACGACUUUGGGCUUUAUGUGUUUGCUUCCAAGCCUUCUAGUGGUGCCGCUAUCUUCAAAUUCUAGCCUUGUCCAUUUGAUUCACCCCGUCAAUGAGGCUCAUUUGGUUUUCAUGAUUCCCAAAUGUGUGCCCCCGGUGUCUGUUAUCGAUUACAUCGGAUUGCCCGGAAUCAUAAUGCGCUUUUUAUUCCGAAUAAAAUUGCACCAUUGCCAGAUUAAGUGCGUACUGGUCAAUGGGAACAUGGGUUUCACAA
This is a messenger RNA of Punica granatum (pomegranate), 1775 nucleotides long. NCBI's taxonomy places the organism in Eukaryota, Viridiplantae, Streptophyta, Magnoliopsida, Myrtales, Lythraceae. The record is from RefSeq and is a predicted model, not a curated record.